This is a messenger RNA of Lachancea nothofagi CBS 11611, 2556 nucleotides long. The record is from the annotation of a GenBank genome assembly. Lineage: Eukaryota; Fungi; Ascomycota; Saccharomycetes; Saccharomycetales; Saccharomycetaceae.
AUGCUCAUCAAAGAGGUGGCCCUGGACCUCACGAACUUCGUGCUGUCCAACGUGAACGACGCCAUCUCCUUCAAGCCCCAGCUGUGCUACCAGGUGCCCGCGCAGGACUACGUGGACCUGCGCGAACGCUACAUCGCGUUCACCGGGACCUCCAUGCGCAAGAACAAGUCGCGGCUGUAUUUCCUGCCCACCAACAUCUCCGACGAGCUGCAGCAGCUCAAUCCGUCCAUCCCGGACUCGGCCAAGCAUGUGCUGCGCGACGGCCACGUCUACUACAAGAACCGGCUCAUCACCGAGCUCGACUACGAGAACGUGAAGCGCGUCGAGCUGGCCUGCGCCUACAUCGCCUACGCCACCGUCAACAAGGCCGCCAGCAUCGAGGUGGAGACCGACGCCGAGAUCCCGGCCUCGGUUCCGGCCUCGGUUGCGGCCUCGGCCCCUACCACCACAACCACCGACCCUAGCGAUCAUCUCAGUGACCGCGACGAUUCUCUGGACGGCGCUGGCCCGCAGUCCGCUUCAGACCUUUCCGACACCAGCAAGCUUUCUCCGGCAGAAACCACUUCACAAGCGCUACGGCGCGGCGGUGUCAUUGGAUUCCGCGAACUCGGCUACCUCGUCAACAUCACCCCUUGGCAUUUCCACCGUGUCUUCAAAGUCAUCACCGGACUCACCAUCCGCGAAUAUGGCCAGCUGUGCAGCGAAUUUGCCAAGAAAAAUCGCGACGUUAUGAACGCUUGCAACAAGCGCGUUCAAGAACUCAAGGCUCAAGGUUACACUUACCACUGUUUUGACGACCCGGACUUCCUCAAAGAGGGCUCGCUUUGUUACGAACCCACUCACAACGUGGUACUGCUCCCCCAGUACUUCAUUGACCCCAACAAAUCCAAAGAACACAAGAAAAAACAAAAAGAGGUUAAGGUCUCCGAUGGUAAAUGUACACAACGUGUCGAGGCCCGUAAGCGUCGUAGUUCCGUAAUGUCUGGCCGAAUCCGUGCCGCGUCCCAAUCCAGUAUUAAUUCCAAUAACUCCAUUCAAGACGCACUACAAUUGGAACCUAGCUGCUACCCUUCUACACCACAAUUGAGCCCCACGGAUCUGAACCAUUCGGUGUCGACAUCCCCCGUGAUCAAUUCGGCCUCCGAAAUGUCUUCGCGAAACAAUUCGCUUGUCAAAACAUCAAUGGCCAGGUCUAGGAAAGGUAGUAUAAAUCCUACUGUCACUAAUUUACCACAAAGCUCGGGCAAGGUCGGUAAACCCACUAGACCCAAUGGUGCUGGAGGCACUUCCAACAUGAAUCAUUUCCGUCACAUGAGUGAUCCAUCGAUAGCGUUGGCCACCAAUGGACUGAAAAAUGUUCCCUUGGAUAAUAAUUCUAACGAUUCGACCGCCACUACCAACUUUGUCUCUCAGAAUCCAGUCACCUCUCCGAAGAUUGAUUUUAAAUUCGAUAUAUUUGGCAAAGAGAAUAACUUGAACGGUUUCAAAAACUCCUCGCAUCCCAGCGACGAUCUCAGAAAUGACGGUGACUCUUCUUUUGACCGCAGUAGCGAAACACGUCGCACUGCCUCAUCAUUAACCAAUGGUUCGAGUUCAAAUAACGGUGGUUUCCAGUUGGAUUUCAACGAUGACAUCCCACCAAAUGGGUUGGAACCGCAUGAUUCGGGCGUCUAUUCAAUUGGAAUGCACCCCUCUACUACUACUGCCACAACGUCCAUUCAAGGCAAUUCCAGAUCCAAUGAAUCUCUACCGCGCGGCUCGACGCAUACUUUACUAGGAGAUUUGUCUGCUGGAGAAUUCGAAGACAAUAAUCAACUAAUGUUGGACUUGAAUUCUCUGAAUGACAAUGAAAUUUUGAAUCAAUCUUACGGCAUGUUCGAUCCAAAGAAUAUAGGCCAGAGUAACAUUCAUAACAGCAACAGCUUCACGAACCUAACGAAUCAUGCUGCCUCCUAUUUGCAAAACGAACAACUGGUAACACCAGAGGAUCAACCUCCUAGUUCAGAACUACAAGACUAUGAACAGCAACAGCAACAGCAACAGAAAUAUCAACAGCAACAGCAGCAAUCGAAAUACAGCGAAAGGUCUGACAAUGCGACCAACUAUUCCCGAAAUAGACUAAAUUCCGUGGCUCCGCAAAUGGAUGACUUGGACCGCAUGUUUUUGUCGGGUCAUUCGGGUAUGACUCCAAACCUGGGAGGCCACAUUCAAUUACAUAACGACAAUUCGGGAGAUUUUUAUGGUGCCUCUAAUUCUCAACCGUCCACGAGAGACAAUACCAUGGGAACAAUGGCAACUACCGAUACAAUGGCCACAGCAGAUACCAGUGGCUCGACUAGAGAUUUCGAUGCCAAGGACUCUCUUGCAUCAUUCACCAAUUUAGGUUUUGACGUAUUGAGCCCGUGCACUUCUCCCACCGAUCUGGACACCGGGCUACCUAUCUUUGACGGAAACAUCCACAAUAACAUGGCAAACAACAACAACGCUUCCAUCGAGGCGCUCAUGUCUGCGGACAUUAAUGAUACUAUUGGAAACGGUUUCGACCUAGCGCAAUAA